CUUCUUCUUCAUCAUCAUCAUCAUCAUCAGAGAGUACCCCCAAUGUUCAGUCUGCUAUCUCCUAGCAGGGCUUUACCCAUGGAUUCUCUUCCAAAACUGCGCCACCCUAAUAUCACUCUCAAUCAACACACUUUACCAUUUCCCACGCUCUUAUCCUCUUCUCUCUCUUUCCGCUCUCGACCUCCAUCACAGUUUUCCUCUUCGUCGUCGUCGUUCAGGUUGCCUUCCAUCAGAGCUUCCAUUUCACGCUCCUCAAACGACCCCGCGUCUCCCACCUCCAAAAACGCCCUCUCUCUAUCCCCAUUUCUCCAAACCCUAAACUCCUUCCUCGCCCCCCUCGCCCAAACCACCUGCAUCGUCAUCGCUGCCACCGCCUUCUUCUUCAUGCGCUUCCACCACACGCCCGCCACUGCCGUCACUCUCUCCCCGCCCGCUGCCGACUCUGAGACUGCGUUCACCGAGGAGGAAGCCGAGAGAGUUCUGGAGGAGCGGCUCAGCGCCAACCCUGCCGACGUCGACGUGCUCCGCGCGCUCAUGGAGUGCAAGAUCAAAGCGCGCAAGAUUGACGAAGCGUUCGGAGUUCUGGACCGUCUCAUCGAGCUCCAGCCGGAGGAGUACGAGUGGCCGCUGCUGAAGGCCAACAUGCAUAUCUACAACGACAACCACGCGGCUGCACGUGAACUGUUCGAGGAAAUGUUGAAGAAGGACCCGCUCCGCGUGGAAGCGUUCCACGGCCUCGUCAUGGCGACUUCGCAGUUGAACGAGCCGUUGAAAGCGUUGUUGAAAAGAGUGGAGGAGGCGACUGAGGCGUGCAAGAAGCAGAAUAGGAACUCGGAUGUGAGGGACUUCCGGCUCUUGAUCGCGCAGAUUAAAGUGAUGGAAGGGAAUUUCCCUGAGGCUCUUAAGGCUUAUCAGGAUUUAGUGAAGGAAGAGCCCAGGGAUUUCAGGCCUUAUUUGUGUCAGGGUAUUAUAUAUACCCUCUUAAGGAAGAAAGACGAAGCUGAUAAGCAGUUUGAUAAGUUUCGCAGGCUUGUUCCUAAGGACCAUCCUUACAUGGAAUAUUUCGAGGACAACAUGUUCGCGACCAAGUUCUUCUCGCAGAAAUUGGAGAGGGAGGGAGCAGGUGUUAGGGACUGAGGAAGUGUAUAAUUUGGUUUAGUAAGUGCGCGCAUGGGGAUGGGCCGCAAAUGAUCUAAAUAAUAUAUACUUCUAUACCUUUCUUUUUCCAAACUACCCUCAUUUUUAAAUACAGUCCGUCAUAUCCUUGAACUGAGGCUCCUCACAACAUUGUUUUUUAAGAACCGUUGCUCUUGUGAGUGGAAGUUGCAGCGGUC
Vigna radiata var. radiata (mung bean) is the source of this 1334-nucleotide messenger RNA. RefSeq names its product protein SLOW GREEN 1, chloroplastic. Gene Ontology annotation, cellular component: chloroplast thylakoid membrane. Gene Ontology annotation, molecular function: protein binding. Lineage: Eukaryota; Viridiplantae; Streptophyta; Magnoliopsida; Fabales; Fabaceae. The record is from RefSeq and is a predicted model, not a curated record.